Messenger RNA from Armigeres subalbatus, 1355 nucleotides. RefSeq lists its product as uncharacterized. Lineage: Eukaryota; Metazoa; Arthropoda; Insecta; Diptera; Culicidae. The record is from RefSeq and is a predicted model, not a curated record. The coding region runs from base 329 to 1243 and encodes 304 amino acids. The transcript has 2 exons. Gene Ontology annotation, molecular function: nucleic acid binding; RNA-DNA hybrid ribonuclease activity. Gene Ontology annotation, biological process: DNA replication, removal of RNA primer.
CCCAGCUCAACUGAAACUAAAGCUGUUGAAAGAUGACAUAAACCAAUCUUUAUCUUCUAAAUACCUUGGGGUCUGGUUUGAUUCCAAGUGUACCUGGAAAACCCAUAUUGAUUAUUUGUUAGAGAAAUGCCGAAAAAGGAUCCAUUUUCUCCGUUCUAUCUCUGGAACUUGGUGGGGCGCUCACCCGGAAGACCUCAUCAAACUAUAUAAAACGACUAUUCUCUCUGUUUUAGAGUAUGGCUCUUUCUGCUUCCUCUCAGCAGCUGAUUGCCACCUGAUCAAAUUGGAACGAAUUCAAUAUCGUUGUUUGCGUAUUGCCCUUGGCUGUAUGCAUUCAACGCAUAACAUGAGCCUGGAGGUGCUUGCUGGAGUCACUCCUUUAAAGCACCGUUACUGGGAGCUCUCACUUAGAAUACUGAUCAAAUGUGGAACAAGUAACACACUUGUAUUAGAAAACUUCGAUAAUAUGCUUGAACUGGCUCAUCGUUCAAGAUAUCUGCGAGUCUAUCUCAACUACAUAUCGUCAGAUCUCUGUCUUCCAUGUUAUAAUCCACCUCGAGUUUACUUCGUCAACGACAGUUCCUCAAUUGAAUACGAUCUGUCCAUGAAACACGCUAUUCAAGGAAUACCAGAUCAUCUUCGACAAUCAUCUAUCCCUUCCAUUUUUUCUGAAAAAUAUGAACAUGUCAAUUGCAAUAACAGAUAUUUCACUGAUGGUUCUCGCAUUAACGGAUCCACUGGCUUCGGUGUUUUCAACGUAAGUUCAACCACCUUCCGAAAACUUCAGGAACCGUGUUCGGUUUAUGUUGCUGAGCUGGCAGCAAUUAAUUUCGCUUUGGGGAUAAUUUCCAAUCAGCCCGUAGACCAUUAUUUCAUCUUCUCGGAUAGUCUUAGUUCUAUCGAGGCACUCCGGUCGAUGAAACCUGUUAAGCACGCAUCUUACUUUCUUACAACUAUAAGAGAGCAGAUGCGUGAUUUGGUCGAAAGAUCAUUCAAGAUUACCUUUGUAUGGGUCCCAUCCCAUUGCCUAAUCUAUGGCAAUGAGAAGGCGGACUCGCUAGCAAAGGUGGGCGCACAGGAAGGUGAAGUUUAUGAUAGACAAAUCUCGAAUAACGAGUUUUUCCCAUUAGUCCGUCAGAGUACUCUUCAAAAUUGGCAAAUGAUUUGGUCACACAAUGAACUUGGACGGUGGCUAUUUUCCAUAGUUCCUAAAGUUUCUGCGCGAGCGUGGUUCAGAGAAUAAACCUGGUCGAGAGCAACCUAUGUAGGUGCGGAGCCGGUUACGAUGACAUCGAUCACGUAGUUUGGUAUUGCUCGGAAAAUGACGCCUCCAGAGAGCAACUAUUGGAUACCCU